UCACUUUGAUUCCUGCCACUCUCUCUCCCCUUCCUUCCCAUCUCUCUCUCUCUCUCUUCUUCGCUAAUUCUCAUUACAUCAUCAUCUACAACUGGGAAUCUAUCCACACUUCUCCUCCUCAGUUGCUAUCUUUUUGUUCUGACAACAACACAACUUUAAGGUUGAGUUGAAGAAUAUAAUCCUUUUGUUUGUAUUUUAGCAGCAGCAUUAUGGGCAGGCAUUCUUGUUGCUACAAGCAGAAGCUCAGGAAAGGCCUCUGGUCUCCUGAAGAGGAUGAGAAGCUUAUCAAACAUAUCACCAAGUAUGGGCAUGGCUGUUGGAGCUCAGUCCCCAAACUUGCAGGUCUGCAGAGGUGUGGGAAGAGCUGCAGGCUUAGGUGGAUUAAUUACUUGAGGCCUGAUUUGAAAAGAGGGACAUUUUCUCAGGAGGAAGAGAGUUUGAUUGUUGAAUUGCAUGCAGUUUUAGGCAAUAAAUGGUCUCAGAUUGCAGCAAGAUUGCCAGGAAGAACAGACAAUGAGAUCAAGAAUCUCUGGAAUUCUUCAAUCAAGAAGAAGCUGAGGCAAAAGGGGAUUGACCCCAACACUCACAAGCCAUUAUCGGAGGUCGAAAACGAUCAAGAAAACCCGUCGGCGGCGACCAAGAAGACCGGAAUUGCUUCCCAGGAUUCCGGCGAACUUUCUCUAAUGGAAUCUGAACACCAUUUACUCUCACCCCCCGCACCAGAACCCAACAAUAAUAACACUAACCUCUCCGCAAUGGCGCCCAUGGACCGAUUCUCUGCUCUUCCGGCGGCGGCGCCGCCGCAAGAAUUCUUCCCCAACACCGCCACCAAAAUCCCCGAUUUAACAGCCUACCUCUGUUUCCAGCAGAUGAACAACUAUUCCCCUUCAAACAACACUAACACAAACCUUUUCUUCAAUCCAAACAACAAUAACAACAAUGUCCCAAAUUCUGUUCUUCCACCCCCUUCAAUCUCAAACUCCAACUCUUCUUCUUUCUUUGAACCCAACAAUGGCUUCCCCUGGGAAGUCUGUGGGAAACCAGAGAACAAAGAAACUGAAGAAAUCAAAUGGUCUGAUUAUCUGCAAACGCCAUUCUUGCUGGGAAACACAAUCCACAACAUUCAAGCUCCCCAUCAUCACCACCAUGAUUUGUUCAACGAAACCAAACCCGAGACCCAAUUCGCAGCCGCACAGCCUUCAUUGCCCACCACUUGGCUCCAGAAUGAUCAGCACCCAUCUUUAUAUAAUAACGCCAAGCAUUUCCAGAGAAUUUCAGCCGCUUUUGGGCAGUUUUCUUAAACUUAGGUGUGUAUGUGUUAUACUGUUCCUAUUCUAUAUAUAUAUAUAUAUAUUCUUCUGUAAAUAGGACUUAUACAUAUUUUUUUUAUGGUUUUAAAUUCUUGGGAUACUCUCAUUCAUAGAAUCUUGAAAGCAUUCCUGUC
Molecule: messenger RNA, 1444 nt
Organism: Ipomoea nil (Japanese morning glory)
Lineage: Eukaryota; Viridiplantae; Streptophyta; Magnoliopsida; Solanales; Convolvulaceae
Product: myb-related protein Zm38-like
Exons: 3
Coding region: 210-1301 (363 amino acids)
Biological process (GO): regulation of stomatal movement
Source: RefSeq, a predicted model, not a curated record